UUUAGGAAUGGUCAUAUAGAAGCGCACGCACACUAUUUACAAGAAGUCCUUACUCUGGUCCGAGAUAGGUAUAUUCUGUAUAGACUAAAAUAUACAUACAUUGUGGAGGGUAAGCUUGUUAGCAAGCCUGGCAAUCAAAUGUAAAAGAUGCGAGACCGGUUGAAGACCGAAGCACACACACUUAAAGCAAAAGAUGCGAAACUGGUUGAAGACCAAAGCGCACACAUUUAAAAUAUGCGAGACCAGAUGAAGACAGAAGCACAUACACACACACUUAAAUGAAACGAUGCGAGACCGGCUGAAGACCGAAGCGCACAAAAGAAAAAAAGAAAAGAUGCGAGAUCGGUUGAAGACCAAAACACAUACUUGAACGGAAAAGAUGCCUCUGGUUGAAGACCAAAAUGCACACACACACACAAAAAAAAAAAAAAGUCGGUUGAAGGCCGUGGUGCAAACAGGUAAAAAAAAAUAAUAAUAAUAAACCGGUAGCGACCAAGAGACAAAUUGUAACCAAAAUGAGUCCAGAUGGAGACUGAAGCAUAUUUAGGUAUAAAAGUUGAGUCCGGGUGAAGAAGCACAAAGAAAAAUGGUUAAGGUUCUGAUUGAUUAGUAACAUACCUAAAGAAUAUUAUGACAGCUCCAGGCUGAUAGGUACGAUACAGGUGUAUCCAAUUUGGUUAUGAACUAAGUGUUGUGAUUUUGUGAUGCGUUGAUUAGAAAACAUUUAUAAUUGUUCGCAAUCUACAUAUCAAAGAAAAAAAUGAUCGAUUUUCAGAUGGAUGAUAACAGUUACCCCUUAGCGCCUUUCAACGAAGCGGUAGAUGCAUCGGAUCUCCGCCGAGAGUGGGAAGAGUGGCUUAGAGCGUUCGAGUUGUUGCUGGAGUUAAAACAGAUUGAUUCACAGCAUGGUAAACUGGUAUUCAUGCUAGCACGCGGAGGCCGGGGUCUCCAAAGGAUUUAUUACAAUCUGAGGCCAGUAUCUGGAGAAAUCUAUCCAGAACCAUCGAAAGUGCCUCUAGCACCAGAAGAAAUCCCCGAAUUCGAUAACGCGGUCAAACGUUUGAAUCACUUCUUCGUCGGAAAACGCAAUGAGCGGGUCGAAUUAGAAGUUUUUCGCUCGCUUAAGCAGUCUGCUGACGAAUCUUUCAAUCACUUCGUUCUCAAGCUUCGCACGCAAGCUUCCAGAUGUGAUUUCCGAGACCGGGAGGAGAAGGAAAUUUUGCAACAAGUAACUAUCGGUGCCAGGGAUGAAAGGGUUAGAGACAAAGGUCUCGAGAGCACGAUGGACCUCGACGAGUUGACCAACUACGCCAUAAAUCGAGAACUACUGAUGAAGCAAAAGCAGAAAUCCCAGCCGUUCAAAGUUGAAUCCGACUCAGCUAGCGUCUCAGCGGUGAAACAAAUCUGGAACAGAAAGCAACAAUCCAAGGAGCGAUCUUCCGGAAUGACUUCGUUCAAACGAGAGAAGCCGUGGAAUGAGGGAAAUCGUGUUCGAUCGGAAUGCGAUCGCUGCGGUUCAUGGAAACACUUCAAAGACUCGAAAAUGUGCAUUGCCCGAAAUUCCAAAUGCAACAAUUGCGGCCGUAUGGGCCACUUCGCCAGGAAAUGCAGAGCAAUAAGAAAGUCGCAGCUCAAAGCCCGCAGCACUUGGAAGCGUGCCGAUGAGGAGACCAAUACCGUACAAGAUAUCGACGGAGACGACAUGGAGCCCCUAGGCUAUCGCAAGACGUCGGAUGAUUCGAUGAAGGACCUGCUCACUAUCAGGAUGUACCAGAAGCAGAACUUGAUGAGAGGGAUGGUCCAACAACAGCAAAGGAAGGAAACACAAUGAAGAGACUUCAAGCCAAGGAAUACAGUACAUUGAUACGUCCCAAACGUGAUAAGAAAUUACCAGCUAGAUAUAGUAGCCACUAGAUGGUUCAAGCAACCUGUAUCAGAAGCAUUUUUUUUUUUCAUUGUUUUAUUUUUAUUAGAGUAGAAAAGAGAUGUAGAGUCCAUAUUAUAACCAUAUUCUUGUUGAGCAUCAAUGUCUUACCCCUCAACGUGGUAAGUAACGUAAGAUCGAUUUGAAGAGAGUGAGAAAGAAUGAAAAGAGGGAGAAGUAAAUAAUAUCCGGUAUUCAGGUUGGUCUAAGACAGAACGAAUCCAAUUACUGUCGCGAGUGGUCGUCAAUAAAAGUAACCGGUGAAUAAAUCAG
Molecule: messenger RNA, 2197 nt
Organism: Armigeres subalbatus
Lineage: Eukaryota; Metazoa; Arthropoda; Insecta; Diptera; Culicidae
Exons: 3
Coding region: 761-1831 (356 amino acids)
Molecular function (GO): nucleic acid binding; zinc ion binding
Source: RefSeq, a predicted model, not a curated record